CCGGAGCCGGCCUCCAAGCUUCCCCCGCCCCUGGGCUGUUUGAAUAUGCUAAUAAGAAGCUAGGGACCAGCCAAUAGAACAGUGGGGCGGUGCAUCACGUGGCUCGAGGACGUGUCAGAAGGCGGAGCUUCUGCAGCCCCUGCCCGAGUUAAAACCGGAGUGUGAGAGAGAAAAGCGCUUCAGUAGCGAGAGGGGCUGAGAAAGUGGUGACACCGCCGGGGUGCGGAGGGAGUCCCUGAAACUUCUCCCAACAGCCCCAGGGCCAAUCUCCCCUCAGCCCACUCCCCUCGUCGCCAGCUCCCAGGUCCCCACUCCCUGCACCGGGGGUGGGGUAGGGAGCCAGGCCCGUCUCCCGCUGGGACACACACAGGGGCCGGGAGCGGGGACGGGACCCCCGAGGCGGGGGGGACGCACCGACAGACAGACGGCCGGGCGCCCGCCCCUGCGGGCAGGCAGGCAGGAGGAGGCGGAGGCGGGGGUACGAAGGGGAGGACUGGGUCUGGGGAGUUUCCUCUCAACUAUCGGGGGAGAAACUCCCCGCAGCCGGAGGAAAGACCCAGACGGUGUUUUCCUCCCGGGGGCCGCGCUCCCCCGCCCCGCGUAGCGGCGGUCGCCGCCGCCGCCACCGGCGCCUCCACCUCUAUCAUCUCUUUCUCCACCACCUCGGGCCCCGGUGUCCCCGGCCAGCACUAUGCCCAUCUUACUGUUCCUGAUAGACACGUCUGCCUCUAUGAACCAGCGCAGCCAUCUGGGCACCACCUACCUGGACACGGCCAAAGGCGCGGUAGAGACCUUCAUGAAGCUCCGUGCCCGGGACCCUGCCAGCAGAGGAGACAGGUAUAUGCUGGUCACUUUCGAAGAGCCGCCCUAUGCUAUCAAGGCCGGAUGGAAAGAAAACCAUGCAACGUUUAUGAAUGAACUGAAAAACCUUCAGGCUGAAGGACUUACGACUCUUGGCCAAUCCCUAAGGACAGCUUUUGAUUUAUUAAAUUUAAAUAGAUUAGUAACUGGCAUAGACAACUAUGGGCAGGGAAGAAACCCUUUUUUUUUGGAGCCAGCAAUAAUUAUUACAAUUACUGAUGGGAGCAAGUUGACUACUACCAGUGGAGUCCAGGAUGAGAUACUCCAGGCGUUGGAGGCUUGGCACAGAAAAAAAUCCUAUACCCCUUCUUGCCUUCUCCCUCAAACUGGUGGGGUAGGCAGCCAGCUCCAUUUACCUCUUAAUUCUCCUUUGCCUGGAAGUGAAUUGACCAAGGAACCUUUUCGUUGGGAUCAGAGACUCUUUGCAUUAGUGUUGCGGUUGCCUGGCACGAUGUCAGUAGAAUCAGAACAGUUGACAGGUGUCCCUUUAGAUGACUCUGCAAUUACACCAAUGUGUGAAGUGACAGGCGGCCGCUCAUACUCUGUAUGUUCUCCAAGGAUGCUUAAUCAGUGUCUGGAGUCCUUGGUGCAGAAAGUACAAAGUGGGGUAGUAAUAAACUUUGAAAAAGCAGGACCAGAUCCUUCCCCUGUAGAAGAUGGGCAGCCAGAUAUAUCAAGGCCUUUUGGAUCCCAGCCUUGGCAUAGUUGUCACAAACUCAUAUAUGUCAGACCAAAUCCUAAAACUGGGGUUCCUAUAGGUCAUUGGCCUGUUCCAGAAUCUUUUUGGCCAGAUCAGAAUUCUCCAACACUACCACCUCGUACAUCUCAUCCUGUAGUGAAGUUUUCCUGUACAGACUGUGAACCAAUGGUUAUUGACAAAUUGCCUUUUGACAAAUAUGAAUUGGAACCUUCACCGCUGACUCAGUUUAUCCUGGAAAGAAAAUCUCCUCAAACGUGUUGGCAGGUAUAUGUGAGCAAUAGCGCAAAAUACAGUGAACUUGGCCAUCCCUUUGGUUACUUGAAAGCCAGUACAGCACUGAACUGUGUCAACUUAUUUGUGAUGCCUUAUAAUUACCCAGUCCUCCUUCCCCUUUUAGAUGACUUGUUUAAAGUGCAUAAAGCAAAACCGACAUUGAAAUGGAGACAGUCAUUUGAAAGUUAUUUGAAGACAAUGCCUCCCUACUAUCUUGGGCCUUUGAAGAAAGCUGUUAGAAUGAUGGGAGCACCUAACCUAAUAGCAGACAGUAUGGAAUAUGGACUUAGUUACAGUGUCAUUUCAUACCUCAAAAAACUGAGUCAGCAGGCCAAAAUAGAAUCUGAUCGAGUCAUCGGUUCUGUAGGCAAAAAAGUAGUACAGGAAACUGGAAUUAAAGUCCGAAGCCGAUCACAUGGUUUAUCAAUGGCUUAUAGGAAAGAUUUUCAACAGCUGCUCCAGGGAAUUUCAGAGGAUGUUCCUCACAGACUGCUAGACCUUAAUAUGAAAGAAUACACUGGGUUCCAAGUUGCUUUGCUUAAUAAGGAUUUGAAACCACAGACAUUUAGAAAUGCAUAUGACAUACCAAGACGGAAUCUUCUGGAUCACUUAACAAGAAUGAGAUCUAAUCUUUUGAAGAGCACCCGUAGAUUUCUUAAAGGACAGGAUGAAGAUCAAGUGCACAGUGUUCCUAUAGCACAAAUGGGGAAUUACCAGGAAUACCUCAAGCAAGUACCUUCUCCACUAAGAGAACUUGAUCCUGAUCAGCCUCGAAGGUUGCAUACAUUUGGCAACCCCUUUAAGCUGGAUAAAAAGGGAAUGAUGAUAGAUGAGGCAGAUGAAUUUGUGGCUGGACCUCAGAAUAAACAUAAACGACCUGGAGAACCAAAUAUGCAAGGCAUCCCUAAAAGACGCCGCUGUAUGUCUCCACUACUGAGAGGCAGACAGCAGAAUCCCGUUGUGAACAAUCAUAUUGGAGGAAAAGGGCCACCUGUACCUAUGACUCAAGCACAGCCAGAUCUUAUUAAACCCCUUCCUCUUCAUAAAGUUUCAGAAGCCACUAAUGAUUCGACAAUAGAUGAUGUAGUUGAAAAUCAUGUUGCAGACCAACUUUCUUCAGAUAUCACACCAAAUGCAAUGGAUACUGAAUUUUCAACGUCUUCUCCAGCCAAUUUAUUGGAACGACCAGCCAAUCAUACAGAGGGUCUUGGUCAUGACCAUUUAGGAACUAAUGACCUCACUGUUGGUGGAUUUUUAGAAAAUCAUGAGGAGCCCAGAGAUAAAGAACAAUGUCCUGAAGAGAAUAUACCAGCAUCCUCACUCAACAAAGGAAAGAAACUAAUGCAUUGCAGAAGCCAUGAAGAGGUCAACACUGAACUAAAAGCACAAAUAAUGAAAGAGAUCCGAAAGCCAGGAAGAAAAUAUGAAAGAAUCUUCACUUUACUGAAGCAUGUGCAAGGCAGUUUACAAACAAGACUAAUAUUUUUACAAAAUGUCAUUAAAGAAGCAUCAAGGUUUAAAAAACGAAUGCUAAUAGAACAACUGGAGAACUUCUUGGAUGAAAUUCAUCGAAGAGCCAAUCAGAUCAACCACAUUAACAGCAAUUAAAAGAAAACAGAAUGUGGCCACUUAUUUCACUACCUUCUCCAAAUACAAAGUAAAUACAAGACUGUUGUGAUCUUGCAUUCAUUUUUUGACAUGCAUUGUUGGCUUUUUGAAAUACUAAGAGCAAGUCUACAGAUCCUUUUUCCAUCAUUUUACAGUGACCUUUUCUUCAUUUUGGUUUAUUUUUGUAAUGUGAAAAGUAUCACUCUAAAAAACAUUUUUAUUUAACAAACUAAAAAUACUCCUCCAAAUCUCUUGCUUGUCAUUGACUCUUGCGUGUCAAUUUCCCUCAGGUUCUAUUUUCUUAAACCAACCUUUAAAACUGUCACCUCUGUUAAGGUUGAACUUUGCCAAAAAAAUAAAAAAGAAGUUACUUUGUAAUUUUUGGGGAAAAAGCACAUACAUUAAAACUAGGCAAUGUUUUGUAUAUACAGUUAUUUUGGAUAUAUUAUUGUAAGUUGUACAAAUGUAUUUUGAAGAAUAUUUAAGAAAAGCACUUUUGUUAUUCCAUCAAUAAAUGCUCUAUUUUACUCUUGUGUGGUUUAGGAAAUAAUCACAUUUAAAGUAAUCAUUUACAACCAUCUUAAGAUAAUGGAAUUUUAAAGGCCUUGCUUUUUAGCAUUGGAAAAAUACACCACUUGAAGUUCACAUUUGUUAAACUUAACUGUAAUUACAUGUUGCUUAACUUGCAUUGUCUUUUUCCUCUAUGUUCUUAGCUUUUGUUGGCCACUCCAACUACUCCAUUUCUGCCUAGAUAAUGUAUCUGCAGCAGGCAGAUAGGCAGACGGUUUAAAAGCUGUUUGAAAAGCAGACGCCUUUGGACUUUAUUGGUUUCCUUACAUACUUUCCUUCAGCUACUUUUUCCUUUCUCACUAGGACUGUGGAUGGCACCAGAGAGAAGCUGUGAGUUAGGGAGCUUCAAGUGUAGGGUCCACUGAAUACUCUGAACUGUCCAGCAUUUAGCAGCUGGAGGCUGUGCUUACAGCAGUCCCACAACAGACUGGGGCUUCCAAGGGGAUCCCUUUGUUCUUCUCUGCUAUUCUCUCACUUCGAUUUGUCGUUUAUUUAAAAGUUAAAUGAAAAAGAAACACGUUCUCCCUGAGUUACCCAGCGUAAGGAAAACCGAACGCUAGUCACUGUCCAUUCUCAGUCCAAGAUGGCCUCCUGUGUCCUUACUGAGGAUGUGACCCUGUGGCCUGACUCACCAUUCAUAGAUCACUUCUGUGCCUUGUAGUGCUUUGGGGAUAACCAGUAGAAAAGAAGGUUAAAGUACAUUUAGAUGAAGAGAGAGCAAAAUAAAUUUAUAAAAUUAUAGUAAAAGUGAAGUAUUUUUAGGUUCAUGAUAUUUGAAAGUCACAUACCCUUACCUUUUUAUACUUUAGCAGAACAUUUUUAAAAUUGCAAGGGUAUAGCCAAAUGAAAUGCAACUUUUUAUGAAGAAAGCAUAGAUGAAAGUGGAGAACACGCCUGAGAUCUGCUAGUUUAGGGGAUCGGAAACUCUCCCAAUACUGAAGACAAAUUCUGUCAAGAAAAAAAAGCGUUUCAUGUAACAUUGUAUAGUAUUUUCAUAUGCAGUUCUUUAAACAUUUUUUAACCUGUACAAAAUACAUUUAAGCAGGAUACUGUUUAGUAAAUGGAACCGUUAAGGUAAUUAAUCACCUGCAGUCACAUAGCUAAAUUCAACAAGAGAUACACGACAUCCAGAAUGAAUUGUUUUAAAUUAUGUAUGUUUAGAUUCUGAGAUUAACAGGGGAUUAUAAAUCAUUCAGGUAAAAGUUAAUAAGAAUAUUUAGGAAAGGGACUCAAUCUUUUCCAAUAUUUGGCAAUAUUUCCUUAUCAGAAAGUUUUUAUUUCUAUUUCACAGGUUGCUCGUGAGGUAAUAAUCCUUUUAGACCCUUGACCUUUAAUGCAUUUUGGGGUAUGAACCCUAGAGGGAGUUGGAAAGAAGCCGUUUGUUCAGUCCCUUCUUGUCCUCCGUCUCUCUGCCAUGAGACUCCAUGCCUUCAUCCCCAAACCGAGUCACAACUUGUGAAACACAUCAGAGUUCAAGCUUAAUAUCCCAUCUCUCACAGGAUAUUUCUAACGUUUUAAGAAACUGGGCAUAUUAGUUAAAGAAGUGAAAUACUUACUGCAGAAUUCCUGUAAGCAGAGAGGCGGCGGCGUACAUUUGAGGGGACUAGCCUGUCUUUUAGGCCCUUCAGAUCACUGGGUGACUGUAAAGCUGGACGACGGGGGUUCUCCCAACAGUUUAAUCUUGAGGUUAAGAUCAUUUUUUGGUAACGUUCUCGUAUGUGUCCCAUUUGUAAACUGAUUUGAGUCAUUUGCCCUUAUCAUUAAGCUCUGUCAAUUUGGUGACCUGAAGGCUGACUCACCCUGGCUCUUCAUCACCAGAAGAACAGCCACUAUGCCUGGUGUGAUGUGGGGCAAGUGAACCUCCCAGCAAGAGGUCCACAGAUUCACAGUGAUUACGUUUAGAUGUGCGGCGGAUGAUGGAACUGGGGUUGGGGUCUAUUUUCCUUCUGUUCACUAAGGCGGUUCUGAAGACUCUUAUCACAGAAGUCGUGUUUGUCCUUUACUAGACAGUUGAGAGAUUUUACAACAUUUUUAUGCAGUUAAAUUCCAAAAGGGAAACUGUUCUUGUAACUGUCAUCAACCUUUACUGGCUAUCAGCUUUUGACAGUGACCUUUCUGUUCAAGUUUAGUCCUGUUCUUUGUUUCUUGAGGGAGGAGAACCUGCCAUUUUUUCAUCUUUCGUUUUUUGACCUGUGCCCUUUUUUUAAGAGAGGGCUCUCUGUUGCCUGUUCUGAGUGAUAAGUGACAUUUUCAUCUAAUAACUGUGGGGUUGGGAUGAUCAUGGUGAAAUACUAGGAGGAUAUCUUCUGUUGAUGGACUUUUUCUUCCCAGAUAAUCUCAAAAUAGAUUGUUUCCUAGUGAAUGAUGAUCUUCAUCCUUUUUGUCACAAGUGUUCCUUUGAUUUCUAGCUCAAGUUACAGCAGUAUGCAAAUGAUUCUCAGAUAAAAUGAUGUUGACAGUAUUUCCUUAACAAUUUGUGUAAAACCUAUGCGUAAUUUUCAUUAUUCUAACUUUUGACUUUUUUUUUCUCUCCAUAAAUAAAAAUAAUGCCUGAUGUUUAGUUAAA
This is a messenger RNA of Sus scrofa (pig), 6578 nucleotides long. RefSeq names its product integrator complex subunit 6 (gene INTS6). Gene Ontology annotation, biological process: snRNA 3'-end processing. NCBI's taxonomy places the organism in Eukaryota, Metazoa, Chordata, Mammalia, Artiodactyla, Suidae. Gene Ontology annotation, cellular component: integrator complex. The record is from RefSeq and is a predicted model, not a curated record.